UUAAUUGAAGUAUUGAACCAAAUAUAAAGUGUGAAGAGGGUCUAAGUUAAGCAAAGGUGAAAAGUGAAGGGACUAACUAAUGACAGGUAGCCGCUGUUGGCGACAUCAUUACGGAAGCGCUGAAGAACCUUGGAAGCCCUUCACUGUCUGUCUGCGUGUCUCUCUUCUUCCACUUCUAGUCCCCAAAAACAGUCAGUAGCUGUGGAGAAGAAAAUGGCAUCGUCGUCAUCAACGGAAGCGGAAACAACGACAGAGAGAAGAGGAAUACCAGGAGCUCAAUUCGUAGAGGAUGUUGAAACCUAUCUCACUCAAUCUGGUCUUGAUGUUAACUCUUCCCUUUCUUUUCUGCAAGAAAGACUACAGCAAUAUAAGCUGGUGGAGAUGAAACUUCUUGCCCAACAUAGAGAUCUUCAGGCAAAGAUUCCCGACAUAGAGAAGUGCUUAGAUGUGGUUGCCAUUUUACUGGCUAAGAAGGGUACCGGUGAGCCUCUUAUCGCUGAUUUUGAAGUUUCUGAAGGCAUAUAUUCUCAGGCUCGCAUUGAGGAUGCUGGCUCAGUCUGUUUAUGGCUGGGAGCAAAUGUCAUGUUAGAGUAUUCAUGUGAAGAGGCCACUGCUCUUCUACAAAAGAAUUUGGAUAACGCUAAAGCUAGUUUAGAAGUUCUAGUUGCCGAUCUACAAUUCUUGAGGGAUCAAGUCACAAUAACACAGGUUACUAUUGCUCGUGUGUAUAAUUGGGAUGUUCACCAGAAGCGCAGAAUGCGAGAAGCUGUUACUGCUGAGAAAGACUCAUGAAACAGGAGUUCCACUACAGCCAGGUUUCAGAGGGAGCAAAGCAUGCUUAUCUGCUAGGAUUAUGGUAUUAAUCUCUCGUUUCUUAUUUUGGUGAAGGUAUUUUCUCUGCAUACCUGUUGAUGUUUUCUGCAUAUCUACACUUCUUUUUUGGAUUCUGGUUCCCUGUAGUUCAUGCAGAAACUUGUUAUAUUAUUUGGAUCAUUUUUCUUACAUGAUAGAACCUCUUGGCUUGAGCUGUAACCAUCUAUAUUAACUGAAAGCCCAUUGGCUGUUGACUGUUUUGUAAGCUUUUGGUUUCAAAAAGAUGCAUCUACUUAAGUUUCA
Messenger RNA from Populus trichocarpa (black cottonwood), 1116 nucleotides. Its product is annotated as prefoldin subunit 3. The transcript is spliced from 6 exons. The coding region runs from base 214 to 792 and encodes 192 amino acids. Gene Ontology annotation, molecular function: tubulin binding. Gene Ontology annotation, biological process: protein folding; tubulin complex assembly; microtubule-based process. Lineage: Eukaryota; Viridiplantae; Streptophyta; Magnoliopsida; Malpighiales; Salicaceae. Gene Ontology annotation, cellular component: cytoplasm; prefoldin complex. The record is from RefSeq and is a predicted model, not a curated record.